Messenger RNA from Aphanomyces astaci, 771 nucleotides. RefSeq lists its product as hypothetical. The coding region runs from base 1 to 771 and encodes 256 amino acids. Gene Ontology annotation, biological process: proteolysis. Gene Ontology annotation, molecular function: serine-type endopeptidase activity. The record is from RefSeq and is a predicted model, not a curated record. The transcript has a single exon. Lineage: Eukaryota; Oomycota; Saprolegniomycetes; Saprolegniales; Verrucalvaceae.
AUGAAGUUCGCACUCCUUCUCGCUUUCACCGUGACCGUUGCUGCCUUGCCUCAAGACCAAGUUGUCCCAGCCAAAGUUGCUUGGGGCGAUGAGGCCCCUGAGGACGGUUUCGAAAUCCUCGGGGGCCAGGAAGCCCAAUUCGGCAAGCACCGUUAUGUGGCUGGGCUCAAGGAAUCGUCCGUUAAUAAGACCGAAUGCGGCGGCAGUCUAAUCGCCCCCAAUGUCGUUUUGACAGCGGCGCAUUGUUUGAACAAAGGUCGAAAAUUUGUGGUCGUGGGCACGCACUAUUUAACCGGUUUUGCCGACGGAGAACUGGCCAAUGUCACCCAGGAAAUCAAACACCCCAAUGGCAGCGACGUGGGCAUCGUAAUCUUGGACCGCAACAUCACGAGCAUCCAACCUGUGCCGGUGUCGUUUGAAUUCGUUCCGGCGGACGUGCUCACUUGGGUACGCGGCUGGGGGUACGUCAAGAAUGGUGGCCCCCAAUCGCCAGUGCUCAAGGAGGUCAGCGUCACGACAUGGAACAACUCCAGGGCCACGGCUGUAUUGGUCGAUAAAUUCCCCGACAACAAGUUGGGUGCUGGAGGGGUGGAAGGAGAAGACGCGUGUAAUUUCGACUCGGGGGGACCGUUGACCAUCGAAGAAAACGGUACCGUGCGCUUGGUCGGUGUGGUCAGCGGGGGCCUUGGCUGUGGUGAGCUCGGUAUCCCAGGUAUAUAUGAACGCGCUAGCGCUGCUCGUGUCUUCAUUGAACCGUACUUGCCGAAGUAA